Wyeomyia smithii (pitcher-plant mosquito) is the source of this 5387-nucleotide messenger RNA. RefSeq names its product DNA-directed RNA polymerase I subunit RPA1 (gene RpI1). Gene Ontology annotation, biological process: DNA-templated transcription. The transcript is spliced from 7 exons. NCBI's taxonomy places the organism in Eukaryota, Metazoa, Arthropoda, Insecta, Diptera, Culicidae. The record is from RefSeq and is a predicted model, not a curated record. Gene Ontology annotation, cellular component: RNA polymerase I complex. Gene Ontology annotation, molecular function: DNA-directed RNA polymerase activity; DNA binding. The coding region runs from base 214 to 5274 and encodes 1686 amino acids.
UUGAAACAUGUGCUGUUAGUUACUCGUUCUCGUGUUAUAAAUUUUCAAAAUUUCCUAGAAUUUUAACUGUUUUUCUUCCCAACCUAUAGUGUAGUUUGAAAAACUUAUUGUUUCACCUAGAAGAUUAACUAUUUUCACGUGCCAUUUCUAGAAACUGCCAGAUUUUUCAGUCAAAUCAUCCAACAGUAAUCCACGUGUGCUUCAUGCUUCAAAAUGACCAUCGAUCAAAAUUUCGAGGUCAAUUUAGACCCUACGAACCUGCAGUUUUCCGUGUUUAGCGCUGAUGAUAUCAAACGGAUCAGCGUAACAAAAAUAGUAACACCACAAUCGUUCGACAUAUUGGGACAUCCGGUUCCGGGUGGGUUGUACGAUCCGGCAAUGGGUCCAUCCGGAGGAGGCGAAGUGUGUGCCACCUGUGUCAAGGAUAUCAGCCAGUGCGAGGGCCACUUCGGUCACAUUGAAAUUUGCCUUCCGGUGUUCAAUCCGUUCUUCGUUAAAACUGUCUACAAUCUACUGCGCAUUUGUUGCACCAACUGCUUUCGAUUACAGCUGCAUGAUACGAUGAAAAAUUUGCUGGAGCUGCAACUGCAGCUUGUUGAUGCUGGCUAUAUUGUCGAAGCCGAAGAGAUGGAAGUGUACAAGCAGAAGGCCGCCCUGAAUCCGGCCGAUCCUCUAGCGGAGGGUAUCGGCUACUAUUCACAGUUGCUGUUGAAAAGUCCUUAUAACAAAUUGGCGAACACGAAGAACUCAGAAGCGAUACGAACUGCAAUCGUAAAUGCUACCCUGAAAGAUGCCAUCCGAGUGAACUGCAUUCACUGUAAGACGCCAGUGAAGAAAGUUCGCGUAUCAAAUAAGCGACUGGUGUUUAGUAUGAAUAAAACAGAUAUGAAAGCUUUUUAUGAAAAACAAGGUCAUCAAGAUGUAAGCGAUGUUAAACUCAAAGCCACCAAUCGGGUAAUUUUUGCGGAAGAAUGUCGGAAGUAUUUCUAUCAACUGUACCAGAAUGAUGGUGCACUGUUGCGGUUGCUGUUUCCUAUUCUGGCCAACGGUGCUCGUACUAUGAAAAAUCCGGUUGAUUUAUUCUUCAUGGAUGUGAUUCCGGUGCAGCCACCGGUUGUUCGCCCGGUGCGACGCGUAGAUCGUACAGAGAUUUUAGAACAUCCACAGACUUCGAUACUGCGGAAUAUUUUGAUGGCGAACACUACCUUGCGGGCGGUUUUGGUUUUAACUAAGGGGGAAAAUGGGGCAGAAGAGAAGACCGCGUUAAGCAAUGUCGCAGUGGAGAUGAAGAAAGUUUACGACGCAGCAAAAGGUGACAGUGCUUACGAGAAGAUGUACAACGCGUGGGUUGAGCUGCAAGCGUUCGUGGAUCAAUCUUUGGAUAUUAAUUUGGCUCAGGAAAAGAGCAAAACCCGCGGUUGUGGGUUAAAGCAAAUUAUGGAGAAAAAAGAAGGACUGGUGCGGAUGCACAUGAUGGGAAAACGAGUGAACUAUGCAGCCAGAACGGUUAUCACACCGGAUCCGAAUAUUGGAGUUGACGAGAUUGGCAUUCCGGUUACGUUUGCAAAGAAACUAACUUAUCCGGUACCAGUGACACCCUGGAACGUAGCGGAGCUUCGAAAGAUGGUGCUAAAUGGACCAGAUGGUUAUCCAGGGGCCAAUAUGAUUGAAGAUUCAAACGGACAGGUGAGCAAAAUAUCCGCUACCAGUGUGACUCAGAGAGAGUCAAUAGCCAAAACUCUGUUGACACCGCACAGCUCCAAUCAGCAGGGUGUGAAAAUCGUUCAUCGGCAUUUGCUGAAUGGGGAUGCUCUGCUGAUGAACAGACAACCUACGCUGCAUCGACCCAGUAUAAUGGCACACAAAGCGAAGAUCUUGAGUGGGGAGAAGAUCUUCCGAUUGCACUACUCCAAUUGUAAAUCGUACAAUGCCGAUUUUGAUGGUGACGAAAUGAACGCUCACUUCCCGCAGGACGAACUUGCUAGAAGCGAGGCUUACAACAUUGUUGCCGUUCCUCAUCAAUAUCUCGUUCCGAAGGAUGGUACUCCGCUGGGUGGUCUAAUUCAGGAUCACAUCGUUUCCGCUGUAAAAUUGUUCAUCAGAGGUAAAUUCUUCAACCGAACUGACUAUCAGCAGCUGGUGUUUCAAGCUUUAUCUAAUCACCGUGGAAACAUAGAUUUACUUCCGCCAACGAUUGUCAAACCUGCAACGCUGUGGUCUGGAAAGCAAAUCAUUUCUACGAUCAUUAAGAAUCUAAUUCCUAAAAAGGUGCCUCACAUCAACAUGAUUGGAACUGCCAAACUGGGUAACAGACAUUGGCAGACAGAACAGCCAAGAAUGUGGGUUGCGGGUGGAUCGCCUUUCACCGGCAAUGAAAUGUCCGAGACGGAAGUAUUCAUUCGCGAUGGAGAGUUGCUAGUAGGCAUUCUUGAUAAGAAUCAUUUCGGAGCUACGCCCUACGGGUUAAUUCACUGCAUGUACGAACUGUACGGAGGAAAUUGUUCCUCGUUACUGUUGUCAUCUCUGUCGCGACUCUUUACGUACUAUCUUCAGUGGGAAGGCUUCACUCUAGGUGUCAGAGAUAUUCUGGUGCAAAAACGGGCAGACAAAAAAAGAUCCAAGCUCAUCAAGGCAUGUCGAAUGAUUGGUCAUGCCACGGCGGCUUCCGCUUUGGACCUUCCAGCGGAUGUCUCAGAGCAGGAGUUGAACGACAAGAUGACAGAGGCGUACGCUCGUAACCCAAAGUUUCGAGCAAUUCUUGAUCGAAAGUACAAAACCGCUCUGGAUGCAUACACCAAUCAGAUCAACGAAGCUUGCAUCCCGACAGGCUUGAUUUCCCAGUUUCCUGAAAAUAAUCUCCAACUGAUGGUUCAGUCUGGUGCGAAGGGUUCUACAGUUAAUACUAUGCAGAUAUCAUGUCUGCUGGGACAAAUUGAACUGGAAGGAAAGCGUCCUCCGUUGAUGAUUUCUGGUAAAUCAUUACCAAGUUUUGCCAGCUUUGAGACAUCGCCGAAAUCGGGUGGUUUCAUCGAUGGUCGUUUUAUGACCGGAAUUCAACCGCAAGAUUUUUUCUUCCAUUGCAUGGCUGGACGGGAAGGUCUAAUCGACACAGCUGUGAAAACUAGCCGUUCCGGGUAUCUCCAGCGGUGCUUGGUAAAACAUUUGGAAGGUCUCAACGUCAACUACGAUAUGACCGUCCGGGAUAGCGACAACAGCGUGGUUCAGUUCAUGUACGGGGAAGACGGAAUGGAAAUUUCUAAAGCACAAUUCAUCGAAAAUUCAAAGCAGCUUCGAUUUUUGGAUCUAAAUCGGGACGUAAUUGUGCGACCAGAGGUCGUCAAAAAACUUACCAGCGACGACCAAUUGAACGAACAAAUUAGAGCACAUGUCAAGAAGAUUAAAUCUUGGUGUAAGAAAAACGGCCCUAAAACGCAGAAGCGACGCGUGUCACCCUUUGCUAAAUUUUCUUCUGAUGUGAGCGAAGAAAUCCGAGCCGAAAUUUCGAACCCCGACCAGCUGAAGCGAAAAACCGGCCGAACUCGACUGGCCGAGAAAAUUAUCAAAAAAUGGGUGAAAGCAAACCCAGAGGAAAAAUUUCGUUACACUCGUAAAUAUAAAUCCUGUCCCGAUCCAACGGUCAGUCUCUUCCGACCGGACAGUUGCUUUGGAGCGCUGACCGAGCAUCUGGAAGAUCUGGUUAACACGUACGCCAAGUCAAACGAACCCAUCCACGAUAUGAGCGAGUUGAUGAAGAUCAAGAACAGCCAGGCGCUGGUGAACCCUGGCGAACCGGUCGGUGUGCUGGCGGCUCAAUCGAUCGGGGAACCAUCCACCCAGAUGACGCUAAACACGUUCCAUUUCGCCGGACGUGGUGAAAUGAACGUUACCCUCGGUAUUCCUCGGCUUCGCGAAAUUCUCAUGCUGGCUUCGCAGCACAUCAAAACUCCAUCGAUGGAGAUACCUUUUAGGCCGCACCGUAGCGCCAAAAAGCGCGAAGCUGUUGCCGAGAGAAUGCGUAAAAUGCUAAACCGAGUGACGGUGGCGGAUGUCCUGGAAGACAUCCAAGUGAAAACUCGACUGGUUUUGCGACCCACACGAGGCAUGCAGCAUGUGGUGAGAUUCAACUUCCUGCCGGAGGAUGCAUACUCGCAUGAAUAUCGAGUAAACCCGAAAGAAAUCUUACACUACAUGUCCAAACACUUUUUCAAACAUAUGUUUCAACUGAUCUUCCGGACGGCCAAAGCCAAAAAUGUUUUGAUCGAAAUCGCGCAAGAAUCUACCGCCAAACAGAACGUCGAGAACGAUGACUUGGCCGAUACCCGCGAGCCGGACAUGUCCCGACUAGAGGACGAUGGCAGCGUAAGCUCAGACGAUGAUGCAGGUAAAAAUGAAGAAGACGAUGACGCUACUGAAACGCGGAUGAAGAACAAAAAAAGCGAUGAAGUCGGCUACGAUACCGAGGAAGACGAUGAAGGCGACGAUGAAGAUGACGAGCUGCAGAAUUCAACCGAAGAUAAGCCGGAGGGUGCUGAUGAUGCACAAAAGAAGCUUGGUGACAACGAAGAGGAUAUGAUCAGUGAAGAAGCUUUAGAUGUGUCCGAUACCAAGCUUGAAGAGGAGACGGAGCAGUUGAUGGUGAAACAACAGAACGAACUGAUAAGUGACUAUGUUUAUGACAAGAAACAUCACCGCUGGUGUGUCGUAACUUUCCAUAUGCCAAUGAAGUAUAAAGAUAUCGAUUUCACCAAAAUUUUGCGGGAAAUUGCUGAAAAGUGUGUUGUUUGGGAGAUCCCCAACAUCAGACGAGCCAUCACAUACGUUCAGAACGAUCAGUUGUACCUCAAAACGGACGGAAUUAACAUUUCUGCUAUGACAAAGUAUAGCAAAAUAUUGGAUCUAAAUCGUCUCUACUCGAACGACAUCUACGCCAUCUCGCAGAGAUACGGAAUCGAGGCCGCCGCAAGAGUCAUCGUCAAGGAAGUCCAGAAUGUGUUCAAAGUGUACGGCAUUACGAUCAAUCCGAGACAUCUGCUGUUGGUGGCGGAUUAUAUGACAGCAGACGGAACAUUCAAGUCAAUGAGUCGCAAGGGAAUGGAGAACAAUGUGUCCCCGCUGCAGCAGAUUUCGUUUGAAUCGUCCAUCCAGUUUUUGCGUGCAGCUGCACUGAAAGGAAACGAUGACCAUCUGGAUUCGCCCUCGUCCCGCUUGAUGUUGGGACAGUUGUGUAAGAGUGGAACCGGUUCGUUUGGAGUGUAUACCGAGAUGAAAAUGUAAGAGCUAUUGUACAUAUUUGAAUGGAAGAAUUUGUUUUGCAAAACUGUAUAUCGUUACGAUUUUUUUUUAUUUUGCCAAGUUACCGAUGACAGAGUUAUGAGAAAAAUUAUAUG